Messenger RNA from Hevea brasiliensis (rubber tree), 2126 nucleotides. RefSeq lists its product as uncharacterized. The transcript has 4 exons. Lineage: Eukaryota; Viridiplantae; Streptophyta; Magnoliopsida; Malpighiales; Euphorbiaceae. The record is from RefSeq and is a predicted model, not a curated record. The coding region runs from base 1335 to 1889 and encodes 184 amino acids.
UAGACUAUAACUCACAGGUACGUCCUAGCUCCAAAACUUCCAAAUUUGUACGGGCCCCACAAGAAUUACCAUUGCUUUCAACAUCCUCUUUGGACCUGACCAACACUUGAUUUGUUUUCUGGUUUUCUAUCCAAUCAUUGUUCGAAGAGGAGGAUGUUAAUUCAACUGCGUCAACUCUAGGAGUAGAUGAACGGCCCGAAGAAAUUGUUGUAGUGGGGAAUGCUUUCUAUGGAGGGACAGCAGGAGUAUUAUUGGAUGGGAGUAUAUUUUCCUGUGGGUUACUUUGGAACAGGCAAGAAAUGUUACUUUGAAACAUCAAUUUGGAACCUCCACAGUUAAAAUUUGCAUAUUUGUCUUUUCUCUCCCCAUUUCCAUCGUCAGCCGCCGUACCUCACUUUCACGCUGGCUGGAGCAGAAAUUGAUCCACCUCCGCCACAUAUCUUCCUCUGUUUCGGUGUCAAAAUUCUCUCUGUACACCACUGCACUGCCACCACAACCAACUUAGUGUAUGGAGUGAGAUGAAACUCUUGGCUUUAACCUCAGACUUCAAUUUUUGAGCCGAUUUCGAAAGAUAUCGUGAUUUCAAUCGGCCUUUGACGGUAAAGCCAGCAGCCUCAAUUACUCUUGAUAAAGGAGGUGGUGGAGAGGAAGAGGGAUUCGCUAUUCAGUACGAAACGCCAAUUGAUGGUUUCCCAAAAGCAAAAGUUUGUUCCGUUCUAGUUCGGUAACAUGACAUCAGACCAAAAGCGUGGUAGGGAGAGAACCAUCUGCGGUUGCCGGUGGAGGUAGUGGCAAUGGUAAGGAGAGUAUUUCAGAACGAGGUAGAAAAAGAAGCGUGUAGUAGAAGACUCAUCGUUGUUUUCACCGGCGUCCACAUCUAACAAGAGAGGUGGUGGCCAUGAGAUGCAGAGAGGAUUGCGAUCGUUUUUAGAGAGACAUCUGCAGAGUAUUAAGACAAGUCAGAAAAUAAACGUGUAUGGAAAAGUGUAACUUCUGCAACUUUCUCUUAGCUGGCAUCACCCUAUUGGUCCAGCUAAUAAGUGGGCACAUAAAUGGGAACAGUAGGGCAGGCUGGAAGGACCUUUAAAAAAGGGUAUGGGGGCCCACUGAUAUAUAAAAUCGGCCCCUCCUUUCCCGAAAACAGGGAAUCCAAUGCAUAAUUCCAUUCCGAAGAGAUCCAAAUCUCUAUCAGCUUUCUAUUUUCCGUUUCUGAGCGGCACAGGUUACGUAAAGACACCAUAAUAAUAACCUUCUUUUUUUUAUAAAAGAUUUUUUUUUUACGUAAAAAUAUUUUUUUUAACAAAAUUGUGAAAUUGGUUUGAUUCGAAGUCGCAAUGAAGGAUGAUGAUUCUCUCCCAACAUCCACUGCGGCGGCGACGAUGACGGCAAUGGCGACCAAUGCCAAAAAGGAAAGCUCCGAUUCUAAUCUAUUUGGGAAAGGUCGAUAUAAGUUCUGGGCUUUAGCUGCCAUUUUGCUUUUGGCAUUUUGGUCAAUGUUCACCGGAACUGUCACUCUCCGUUGGUCCGCCGGCAAUCUCAAUAGUCUAUCCGAUGACCUUGACGCUCCCAUCCAUGACGAUCUCGACGUCCUCGAAAUGGAAGAAAGGGAGAAGGUGGUGAAGCAUAUGUGGGAUGUAUACACCAAUAGCCGUCGGAUCAGAUUGCCACGAUUUUGGCAGGAGGCCUUUGAGGCUGCUUAUGAGGAGUUGACUAGCGAUGUCCCUGGGAUUAGAGACGCUGCAAUCUCUGAGAUUGCCAAGAUGUCUGUCCGCUCCGUUGUUCUUGAUCCGCCUCUUUUUCAAUCAACGAGUGCACAAGAAUUAAGUAAGAGUCUGAAGUUAGGAGGGAAAGGUGGGGCUACUGCAAUUUCAAGGAGGAGUGAUAGAUGAUGUGAAGAGAAUCAAGAAGUAUGGGCUUCAUUGCGCGUACGCUGCUACAUACUCGGUUAUUCGCUGUUUCAUAACUGGGACAAUUAUAUACUUAAUUAGGUUCUUAUUCUUCCAAGGCUUUGCUGUCACAAUCUUGUCUUAUGGGUGGAUGUGAAAAAAAACCUUUUUGGGUAGAUGAAUUCAGUGAGAAAUUUUGAUCUUUCUUACAUAAAUUGAAGUGAAAGAAUUACUUUGAAA